UUUUAAUAUUAAUUUCACAAACUUAUCUCUUUCUUUUUCUCUCUAUAAUUCUCAAACUCAUAUUUCUGCUCUCCAAUGGCGAAUGCUCUCUGAUUCUCAGCUGUAGGAAGCCAAAAGAUCUCGCCUUUGAAUCCGGUUUUUCACAGAAGCCUUCCUCUCUUUCCUUUUUGAUACGCUAAUCGCUGGAAUUUAUUGCAUUUUUUUUUGUUUUUGGUUUGAUCUGUGUAUUAUUCAUAGAAACUCUUCUGCCAUUGUUGUUUGUGUUCUUUUUUUUUAGGGUUUAAAUCUCUUUUGGUGCUGCAAAACCAUCAUCUUUCUGUUUUCCUUUGCUUGAAUUGGAAAACCCUGCCUUGUUCUUUCUGCCAUUGCUGCUAGUGUUCUUUUUUUUUUUGGGUUUAAAUCUCUUUUGGUGCUGCAAAAACCUCAUCUUUCUGUUUUCCUUUGCUUGAAUUUGAAAACCCUGCCUUGUUGCUGGUGUAGAGGUGAAAAAGUUAGGAUUUUUACAUAAUUUUCAACAAGAAUAUGAUGCACAAUAAGUCUGAUUCCGAUGUCACUAGUUUAGCAGCUUCAUCUCCACCAAGAUCUCCCAAAAGGGCUGUGUACUAUGUCCAGAGCCCUUCCAGGGACUCCCAUGAUGAGGACAAGUCAUCGUCAAUGCACGCUACUCCUGUUUAUAAUAGUCCCAUGGAGUCUCCUUCUCAUCCUUCCUAUGGCCGCCAUUCAAGAGCCUCAUCAUCCAGUCGGUUCUCUGGUACUUUUGGCCGGAAGGGAAGCAGGAAGAGGUCUAAUGAGAAAGGAUGGCCUGAGUGUAAAGUCAUUGAAGAGGAGGGUUCUUAUGAUGACCUUGAUGAUGAUAAGAGCUUGUCGAAGCGGUUCCAGAUCGCCAUUGGGCUUCUCGGCUUUGUUCUGCUCUUCACUGUGUUCUGUCUCAUAAUAUGGGGUGCAGCAAGGCCUUACAAAGCUAAGGUUGUUGUGAAGAGCCUCUCUGUGGAUGAUUUCUAUGCUGGUGAGGGUUCAGAUAAUACGGGUGUUCCAACCAAGUUGAUAACAUCAAACUUUUCUCUGAAAAUAACUGUAUAUAAUCCUGCUACAAUGUUCGGAAUUCACGUCACAUCCGGCCCCAUUAAUCUCAUUUAUUCUGAGAUCACGAUCGCAACAGGCCAGUUGAAGAAGUACUACCAACCAAGAAAAAGUCAUCGAUCCGUGACUGUGAUCUUGCAAGGAGAGAAGGUUCCUCUAUAUGGGGCUGGAGCAGGCUUGGCUCUAUCAAGCACUGGUGGUGUAGUUCCUUUGACACUAGAUUUCGAUGUUUUAUCGCGAGGUAAUGUAGUCGGGAGGCUGGUAAGGGUCAAACACCACAAGCAUGUCUCAUGCCCAGUUGUGAUAGAAUCAAGUAAGGUGAAACCCAUCAAGUUUUCCUGGAAUGCUUGUGCCUAUGAAUCUUUCUGAGCUUUUGUUGUUUCAGUUUAACAGUUACAAGAGUGAAAAGGUUUCUCAUUGUAUUUUGUGAAUGUUUCUGAGUGUCAGGUUGGUUUUGUUUUGAAAGAUGGUGCUUGUUUGAUUGAGAGGUUGCA
Molecule: messenger RNA, 1574 nt
Organism: Dioscorea cayenensis subsp. rotundata (Guinea yam)
Lineage: Eukaryota; Viridiplantae; Streptophyta; Magnoliopsida; Dioscoreales; Dioscoreaceae
Exons: 3
Coding region: 523-1449 (308 amino acids)
Source: RefSeq, a predicted model, not a curated record